AAUUUCAGUCUACAUCAAAGUUUAAGUAUUCAAGGAAGCAGAAGGGAAGAGUAGAAUGAAAAUUAUUGUGUGUUUUGUAUUAGUGGCGUUUAGUCAAGGCGUUCCCUACGAACCAAAUGCUUUACCCUCUUUAAGAUGUCGUUUUGGUAAAUACUACAAAGACGUGGGGAAUCAACCAAACUGUAACCUUCUGGGUGUUUCCUGUCCUGAACACGACUUCUUCUGUAAUGGAGACACAGAAACACAAAAUGGAUUCUGUUGUAAAAAGGAUAACCCAUGUAGAACGGGAAAUCCUUAUAAUGUAAGGGGUGAUGCUCCUGCGUGCCUUGGCGGGGAUUUCCGGUGCCCAGUUGGUUAUGCUUGUGUUGGGACUGCUUAUACGUCAUCAGUGUGUUGCCCAGUAUCAGGUAUUCCGGGAGGUAUUCCAGGCGGUAUCCCACCAAAUCCCGUCCUGGAAUGCGUGGCCGACGGCAGAACUUAUCAGCCAGGACAGGUCUUUACAAACAUUCAAGGAGAUCGUUGUAUUUGUCAACGGUCUGGUAUAGCUCGGUGUGGAGGCAAUAACCCCCUUCCGCUUCCUCCUUCUUCUUCAUUCUGUACUUACGUGCCAUUGGGCAGACAGUAUACCCCGGGACAGAGAUUUGUAGGAGAAGAUGGAUGCAAUGAAUGCUGGUGUGAACGUAAUGGAAGAAUCAGAUGUACUUCCGACAGUCCCUGUCACGGCCCAGCUGAUCAUGGGCAUGGUUCUCAUCCACCGGGACAACUGUAUUGUACCUACGAGGGGAAUCAUUAUGGUCCAAGACAAACUUUUACGUCCCCUGAUGGUUGCCAACAGUGUACAUGCGGGAGAGAUGGAAAUGCUGUAUGUAACCCUCGCCCAUGUAUCCGUAUUCCCGGUAAUAUCGGUAAUAUUCCACGUAUUCCAGAUAUCCCACGUAUUCCGGAUCUCCCGAGUCGUCCAGAUCAUGGUCAUGGGCAUGGGCAUGGACACAGUCAUAAGUAAUGAAAUAAAAUACAGUAAAAUACAUUUUAAUCAUUCUUAUCAAUAAAAUCUUUUUUCCCAAAAAUAUUUAUUAAAAUUUUUUUUAAAAAAGUAA
This is a messenger RNA of Saccostrea echinata, 1097 nucleotides long. Its product is annotated as kielin/chordin-like protein. The record is from RefSeq and is a predicted model, not a curated record. NCBI's taxonomy places the organism in Eukaryota, Metazoa, Mollusca, Bivalvia, Ostreida, Ostreidae. The coding region runs from base 56 to 1003 and encodes 315 amino acids. The transcript has 7 exons.